ACUUUCGAGUGACAGGACGUUUCGGUCCGAUCUUUUCCCCGCGUGCUGUUUGCCAGUCGAGUCAGUAUAGUUUUGUGCUUUAGUAGUGAGUGUUGGUUGGGUCUGUGUCUGUCGGUGGGAAAUCAUUUUGUUUCUCCUCGCGAUCCUGGGCGUCGUUCGAUUCGAUCAAAAAACGAGGUUCCUCUGCAAAGCAAAAGAAGAGACCGUUUGUGUCCUCCCACCGCGUCGCGCCGCGCCGUUUAGUGCGAGUAUUAUUUUUAGUUCACUUGCAUGUUUUUGUCUCCGCGCGUCGAGCGAGCGCCAUCCGUCCGUCGUCGUCGUUGUCGUCGUACCGCAUAGAACCAUCAGAUAAGGGUGGUUGUGUGGUGGAGCGGAAGUGGAACUUCGUUUUCGGUGGAAGAGCAAGAGGUGUAGAGCGACGUCCGUCCGCGAUACUCUUGUCGGCCAGUGUUGAACAGUAACCAGCCCGCUUCAGUUCUCUGUCAGUCAGCUCAGUGAGUUGUUGUGUGGAAUCGGAACCGAUAGAAGUCAGGUCACAGUGAAGUGUGUGCGAGUGCGUCCCCGCGGCAGCAGAGUGAAGAGUAUUUUGUUCAGUGCUCGCCGUGUCCGGUGUGAAGAUUUUCCUCGGUAUUUUCUUUCGCCUCUCUGUUCAUCUAUCCGUGAUUACUGAAGAAGGAAGGUUCCACCAACCGAACCCGUAAAAAUGUCGAACUUCGCUUGGGUGACGCUAGCGACCAAUGAUUCGUACUCGUUGGGCGCCCUGGUCGUGGCGCAUUCGCUCAAACGCGUGCACACAGCUCACCAGCUGGCCGUACUGAUAACGCCCGGUGUGUCGGAAGCCAUGAAAAACAAACUACGCACCAUUUUCAACGUAGUGGAGGAAGUGAACCUGCUCGACUCGAAGGACGAUGCCAACCUGGCCCUGCUGAAGCGUCCCGAGCUGGGAAUCACAUUCACAAAGCUGCACUGCUGGCGCCUGACGCAGUUCGAAAAGUGUGUCUUCCUGGACGCCGACACGCUGGUCCUGCGCAACUGCGAUGAACUGUUCGAACGGGAAGAAUUGUCCGCCGCCCCGGACGUAGGAUGGCCCGAUUGCUUCAACUCCGGCGUGUACGUGUACCGGCCAUCGCUGGAAACGUUCUCCAGUUUGAUGCAGUACGCCGUGACCAAUGGUAGCUUCGACGGAGGCGAUCAGGGUCUGCUGAAUUCGUACUUCUCCGACUGGGCGCAAAAGGACAUCGCGAAGCAUCUUCCGUUCAUCUACAACACUUCAUCGGUUGCUUCCUACUCGUAUCUUCCUGCAUUUAAGCAAUUCGGUCAAAACACAAAAAUUCUGCACUUCAUCGGCACGGCCAAACCGUGGCUGCAGAACUUCAACUCGGAGUCCCGACAAGUGCACAUCCCAGGUGGCUACCAGCAUCUGGCCAAUUUCCUACAGUACUGGUGGGAUAUCUUCUGCGAAGAUGUCCACUCACGUCUGAGUGCGGAUAUGCAACAAACAUUCAGUAACUGGAUCAAACCAAGCAAGGUCAGUCCUAGUAAUAAUGCGUACCGAUCGUCCGGUACCGGAAGCUUCUAUACUGGCGAUCACCACGACGGAGGCGGCGGUCAUUUUGGUGGCGGUGAAGGGACCGAUCAUAAUGGUAAUAGUAACACUAGUAGUAGCGCGGCAACAGGUGCGUACCAUCCGCAUUGGGAAGAUUUUGUUCCCAGCUAUGAUGCGACGAUCGAGUACGUCGACCCCUGGGAGGAAUUCCUCCGGCGGCAGGACGAAGAGCGCGAUCGUCUUGCCCGCGAACAGGAAAGGUUGUACUAUCAGUAUCUUGACAACCAACGGUUGCAGGAACAACAACAGCAGCAACAUGAUCACCAACAUCAUCAUCAUAAUCAUCAUCAUCAUGGUCAUGAUCAUCACGAUCAUCACGGUCACCAGCAAGAUGCUAAUGUUUUUCAGAACACAGAACAGUGGGUAGAUCACGCGCACCGGCACGAUCACAGUGGUCACUGGGAUCCCCAACCGGCGGCACCACCCGGUACGUGGCAACCGGAGAGUGUACGGCAUGAUGGAGGUGGCGGUGGCGAUGGACACCAGCACGAUCAUCACCAUCAACAUCAUCAACAGCACCAGGAACAGAUUGCUCCUCAGUCACAGCAACAGCAGCACCAGGUUGAUCAUUCCUCUGGUACGGGUGGUGAAGAGGUGAAACAUGAUCAUGGUGGUGAAGAGGUGAAACAUGAUCAUGGUGGAGGAGGUAGUGGUGAUAGUGGUGGAAGUGGUGAACAACAUCACCAACACUGGCAACAGCAACAACACCAGCAGGAACAUCACCACCAAGAACACCAUCAAGAACAUCAGGCGCAAGGUGGCGGUGAUGGGAGUGGCCUUGCUGGAGCGCUGGCGCACCUACACCUCGGCGAGCCAAAGUCCGUCGAGCAGGAAACCUACGAAGAGCACAUGCGCCGCCAGUGCUGGGAAUCGGGUAAUAUCGACUACAUGGGCCGUGACUCGUUUGAGAACAUCUGGCGCCGCAUCAAGCAAACGGUCAGCGCCGGACCGUCUCCGAUAGCUGACUCAUCGUCGUCUUCAGCACCGGUUAAUCCGCGUGCAAUCAGUCCGGCUCCGCCUCCAAGGCACCGCUCGUCCAAGUCCCGGUCCCGUUCGACCACACCAAAACGAGACCCACGGGAUCGUUCGCCUACUCCUCAACCUGAGGACAAUGUUCCUGUCGAGAAGAAGGAAGUUCAAAUUGGAGCAUCGAUCCAAGAAGAGGACGACAGUUUGAACGUUACACCACUGGACGAAAGCGCCGAGCGUAGGAAACUGCCACCGCCGGUCCAGUACAAUCCGAAGACCAGUACGACCACACUGACCAAAAAAGUAUUUGCAGGUUAUCAACAGAUCAUUACCACCAAAACCCAAGAAGGUAAAACCCAUACCCGUACCAAAACCGUUUAUGACCCUAGCGUAGAUGACGACGACACAGCCGGAUACGAUGCGGUUGAUGCCCCAGCCCAUGUAGCCUCCGCUACAAUUGCUGAAAGCCGACUAGAACCCGUUCAACCAUUGGAACCAGAACCGAAAGUAAAGCCUGCCCCGCCUGCACCGAAAGUAACGCCUGUCCCGCCUGCACCGAAAGCCACGCCCCCUCCUGUUCCUGCUUCUGCCCCUGCUCCUGUUCCUCAGCCGGAACACAAAUCGACACCACCACGCGCCUCACCUCGACCUCAGUUGGAACAACAGGUUGCCCAGGAAUCGAUGGCAGGUAAAGAACCCAGUGUCGAACCCGUCAAAACAAUCCGCCGUAAGCGACUAGCGUCACCAUCGGGCAUAGCCCCUACUACCACUUCCAUCGCCACACAAACGACCUCAUCAGUUAAACCCAAAUCACAGACAACCGUUGCGCCCAAGACCGCAACGGUAACCAAGACAACUGUCUCAUCAACACCACCGCUACCACCAACACCAUCACCCAAAGCUACGCCACAACAGCCUACUAAGACAAAGCCGGCUAAGCCCUCACAGUCGCUUUCCUCAUCCACCCUCACCACCACCGCCGCCGCCGCCACCACCAAACGUCAAUCAUUGCCAUCGCCACCAUCCCCAGCAUCCAAACCACCACCGCCACCAACCACCCUUUCGUCGACGAAUGGCCAGCCAAAGCCAACGAAGACUAUCGACGAGAUCGAAACCGCUCCGCUGACGGCCAACGACGAGCUGGACAUCGCCAGCAGUGCACCCGCGAAUCCACCGGUGCCGCCCCGUCGCAAGCGGGAAAGUAAAAUCUCUCGAAUAGUGCAGAUUCUCACCUCAACGGCGAGCAGUGUCAGUAGUUUUUGUUUUAAUGCGGUGAAGAAUGUGGUACAAACGACUUUCAACGUGACCGUCGACGCUAUGCUGGUGUUUUCGUUUUUCGUUGUGUGUUACAGUUUGGCAACUGCAUCCUCUUUUAUUGAAUCUUAAUAUUUUUUCUAGUUU
Messenger RNA from Ochlerotatus camptorhynchus, 3976 nucleotides. RefSeq names its product Glycogenin (gene Gyg). The transcript is spliced from 8 exons. The coding region runs from base 704 to 3961 and encodes 1085 amino acids. Gene Ontology annotation, molecular function: glycosyltransferase activity. Lineage: Eukaryota; Metazoa; Arthropoda; Insecta; Diptera; Culicidae. The record is from RefSeq and is a predicted model, not a curated record. Gene Ontology annotation, cellular component: cytoplasm.